CGUAAAGCUUUGGUCGCUUUGAGAACACGAGAGAAGGGAACGAAUUUGUAGAGAAAGCCCGAAAAAAAGAUCCUUUGCUUUGGAAUGAUUUGAAAGGUGUUCUUCAGGAUUUGAGGACUUGGGGGUACCUUGCUAGCUGUAAGACGGUGAGGCUGUUGCACAGACUGUCAGACUACGGAUGUCAGGGCCUCGGCUUGAGAUGCCCUUCGCGCCUGGCCCCGCCAAAGGUAUUACCUCCGUAAGGUGGACAGGAGGAGGUAGGCACGAACACCUUGGAUGCACCGUUGUGAAAGUAGACAACACCGUCCCAAGUCUACAAUACGGCACUGUACGCAAAUUCUCAAUGUCCGCUCGUGGAGGUCGUGCAACGUCAGGGCCAUGGAAUCGAUUGAAACCCGCGAACUUCGACCCCCUCGAGUCGAUUGGCCUGCCCUCCAAAGGCGACGCAAGGUACCACCAUCUCGUCCCCUCCAUCAACCACUAGUUUACCCCACUAACCCAAGACUAGACUCCUUGACUUCAAAGCCCAAGAGCGAUACUACACCAAGAUAGUCGAACGAUAUAUGGCCUUUUGCUCCGACGCUGGUCGUGGCGAUGAACUCCUCCGCCGAUUAGCUCGUAUGGAAAUCUCCCGCGAGACAACAGGCAGGAAUGACAAACCACAAAGAGUGAUGGCAGCAACCACACCAGAUCUGGCACUCAAGACUCUGCCUGCGGAUAACGGAGCCUCUGGGCAGCGGGAUUUGACAACUAUAAUGAUGUCUAUGCGAAAACUGCGGGAAGGAAUCGUUGCCUCAAACCGGGUGGAUACUUUCUCGAUCCAGGCGUAUAUUUUCUGCAUUCGGCUCUCGAUUUUGGUGAAGCACAUGGAGUCUUACCAGCCCGCUAUUUUACAUCUAUUGAAGAGGAUGCAUCCUGUACAACAACUAACCAAAACGGAGUUGCAGGAAUUUGUGGGCUACCUUGUUUUGGACCUGGCUUGUCGACAGAAUGAUCUUGCAGAGGCGCAUGCGAUACGCCAUAAAUGGGGAUUGAAAGAUGCCAAGGUAGAUGCCAUCCUACGGUCUCUGGCUCAUGACAACUACUUCUUGUUCUGGAAAGUCAAGAGGAGUGUGGAUGGCCACAAGGCGAAACUUAUGGAGUUUGCAGAAGAUGGCGUGAAGAGGCAGACUUUGAAAUGUCUUGGAAGAAGCUACCUCAAUAUCGACCUGCCCUCUUUGGAGCAGUAUACCAAUACUGGAUGGCCUUCUUUAACGAGAGAUUGUGGAGUGGGAUGGCAAUUGGAGGGUACGAAAGUCAUUAUUCGAAAACCAAAGACGAAAUGAUUUUGGGCGUGGGGUCAUCCGAAAAGAAACCAUAUGAUACUCAUUUUUAUGACUAUCGACAUGUCGCCAAGUACCUUGUUGAAGACGAUUAUCUGGACCGAUAUCCUCAAACUCUCUUAUUCUGUUUGCCGAUAGUACGCAUUACAGCUUAUUCCAACCAAAUACCCCGGACAAUCGACGGCCACGGAUUUCCGCAGAAUUCAAUUAUUUCGUUUCCGGCCCAGUUGCUGGAAAAGACCGAUGAAGAUAUCACGCCCUGGCCAGUUUCCAAUCAGGCGUAUCUCAACUAGGGGCAUCAGAAUCUGCCGUAAAUGAAUUCUUCUCACGGAGGGUGACCACAACUAUCUCACGCCGUCUUGUCCUCUGGCAGCACUCCAAAUACCCCUGGAGUAAAUUGAGAUGGAGUUUAUUGAUUUGUAAGGCCGCUUUCCCAUACAUCAAAACGUGCUGUACGAGCAAAGGCCUGAGUAAGUUACAGCCGAAAGCUGGCU
This is a messenger RNA of Hymenoscyphus albidus, 1816 nucleotides long. The record is from the annotation of a GenBank genome assembly. Lineage: Eukaryota; Fungi; Ascomycota; Leotiomycetes; Helotiales; Helotiaceae.